AUCUAUCGCGAGUACUAGUCAACGUUCCUGGAUCGUAUCGUCAGUAUGCGGUCGCGCAUUCCAUGCGAAAACACCUGUUUGUUGUUUUGAUUUCUCUACCGUUUUUUCGGUCCUAAAUCGCGUUGAAUAUCACAUAUUUAUACAUUUGUCUAACGUCUAAAAUAGAAAAAGAAACUUUUAAUCGUAAUAAAAUAUCGUAAAUAUUUGAAAAAAAGUAAAUAGAAACAUUAAUUUAAGAAAAUAUUUAUAUUUAAUAUUCUUGGAUUAAAGUAAGAAGGGAAAAAGGGGGGAAAAAGAAAGAACAAGAAAAAUAAAAAAUUUUGAUUAAGAGAUUUUUAAAAUAUAAUUAAAUAUUAAGAAAAAUGAUUAAAAUAAAUAUAAUUAAGUAAAUGAUUAAUAGAAUAAUUAUUGAAAAAUUAUCGAUUGAGAUCGAAGAAAAGGAAGCACCGUUAAAUGCAUACUGGUGUAUCCGUGUGAUAAACGAGGAAUAAGGACAAAGAUAUUGUGGAGGAAGAAAACGAAACGUAAACAGAGAGAAAGAGUGAAGGAGAAGAAGAGUUUUAACCGCGAGAGAGGAACGUCCUCGUGAUUUCAACCACGUGUAUCUCGUGGUCCUCGUUUAAACACGCAUUACAAUUAAACUCCAAAAUGUAACUUAAUUACACUUGACUCGGAUUGAAAAUAAUUUCUUUUAAGAAUGAUACAAAUUCGUAUCGAAUUAUUUUUCUUUAAAAUCAUUAUCAUAUAAAAAGAGGAAGAAAGAGAAAUUGAAAGAAAAAGAAGAAGAAGAAGAAGAAAGGAGAAGGAAAAUUAAUAACAUUCAACGGAAAUGAAUAAUGACAAUGAUCGAUCGAUCAAUUGUACUUGAAAUACGAAAGAGGCGAAAGGGAAUCAUUUGAAAUGAAAAAGACGAUGAUCCGAUAAUGUUUAGUCGUAGCCAUGAGGCAGGGAUGUGCAACUAGCCCCUUCCCCGCGCACAUCUUUAUAUCGAGACUGAAUGGACAGAGAGAGCAGCCUCCUCUAUGAGAUAAUACGCCUGGUUGUACCUAAGUCAUUCAGGCCUCAAGUCGGAUCCAUCGAAUCGCGAGAGAUCGCGCGAGGUGAGGGUGGACACCGUAACAGCCCCUGCAGUCAUGCUCACCAUACAAAACGACAUGUCACCGCGUAAUGGCUCGUGCGUGGCGGAAGUGAGCUCGGUGAGGAGUCUCUCGUCGGACGAUGUCUCGGCGACCAAGACGAACCGAAAGAAAUCCUGCUGGGCACGUGCCACGGAUCCGGCUCACCGCCGCGGACGUCGAAUUCAGUUGCUGCAGAUGUUGGUUCUCCCGUUCAUACCGAUCCUGGCGUUGAUCGUCCAAACGGCCAACACCCUCCACGAUAUCUUGAUCUAUCGGCAGGAGGUCUCCGACAUCGAAACGCAGGUAACAAUCGCCACUGAUUUGGGGAAGGUUGUCACGCGGAUGCAGCUCGAAAGAUCCGAGGUUGCAUUCUUUAUUUACACCAAUGGCAACACUCUAAGGUCAAACUUGACGCAGAGGUUCGCCAUAACUGAUCAAGCUCUUCAUAACAUGACUACGUGGCCCCUGGUCUCGGUGCCCAGGGAUGAGAGCAAGACGCAAGCCUAUGACGUGGUCAGCAAAGAGGCUUUUCAAGCACGCCUCGAGGAUUUCAGGCAGAAGAUAAGUUCGGAAGAGAGCAGCAUUACCGAAGUGAUGACAUGGUACACGAGCGUGAACGCGGCCAUGCUAGACCAUCUGACUAAUCAGAUCAAAGAAACGGAUAAUAGCGGAGUUUGGAGAUAUUUGAUAGCUUUCAAAAAUUUACUGAGAAGUAUCGAGAGUUUGGGUAUCGCUUCCGUUUACGGGAUCAAUUACUUCGGGCGUGGAAUCCUUCUGGGGGACAAUUACGUCAGCUAUGUCCGCCACGAAGCUCUUGGACGCGAUCUCCUCAACGGUUCUCUCACAUACGUGCCUUCUCUCAAGCAUUUUUACGCCGAGCUCACCCGCACCAUGCCCGAUUAUGGCAGGAUUAAAUCCAGACGAGACGAAAUCCUCCAGAACCGGAAGAGGGAGCCGAAUGUCGAAGACGCGAUCGCUUAUUUCGACUCAAUGGCAACUUACGUGGACGAACUGCGGAAACUUCAGAAAGAGUUACGUCACAUGAUUAGGGAUUACGUGAACUCGACCCUGCAAGACGCGAGCAACAAAGAAGCCGCUGGGAUAGCUAUAGUUGUGCUGGUGCUGGUCGUCUCUCCCAUCAUUAUAAUACUAGUACGCAACGCGGUUGCGACGAUUCAAAUGUACGCAGCUAACCUGGCGCAGAAAGCGCGGGAGCUGAAACAAGAGAAGGGGAAAAGCGACACGUUGCUUUUCCAAAUGUUGCCACCGAGCGUUGCUCAACAAUUGAAACAAACGCAACAGGUUCCGGCUGAAUAUUACGAGGCGGUGACCGUAUAUUUUAGCGACAUUGUCGGGUUUACGGAAAUUGCCGCAGAGAAUACACCCUUGGAAGUUGUCACGUUCCUCAACUCGAUCUACAAAUUGUUCGACGCUCGGAUCGAAUGUUACGACGUGUACAAAGUUGAAACGAUCGGCGACUCGUACAUGGUUGCGUCCGGUUUGCCCGUUAGAAACGGGGACAAACACGUGUCCGAAAUAGCAACGAUGGCCCUCGAUCUCCUAGCGGCUUCGUCCGUGUUCCAAGUGCCGAAGAGGCCCGGGGAACGGCUUCAGAUACGAAGCGGCGCCCAUACGGGGCCCGUCGUUGCUGGAAUCGUGGGCAGCAAGAUGCCUCGUUAUUGCCUCUUUGGGGAUACCGUGAAUACGGCCAGUCGCAUGGAAUCAACCGGAGAAGCUCUGAGAAUACACAUCAGUCUAGAAAUGAAAAAGGCUUUGGACGCGGUGGGAGGUUUCAAAAUUGUACGCCGUGGUUUAGUCGACGUUAAGGGAAAGGGACUGAUGGAUACGUAUUGGCUGGAAUGUAAGGACGGUGGUAUCGCUCGUGCGGCGGAACUGGACUUGCCCUCGUUCUUCGAGGACGUGCGACCAGUUUUCAUACGUCGUCUCCGAGAGGAGGGUCGCAAAAACCGACUGUCCCAUCCAAAUCUCCACAUCACCCCCGUCAAGCCACCCCCCCAAUCCCAGUCGAGCAUCGAGUCCCAAGACUCGACGGCCACGUACGAGGGCACUCAGUCGACCACCCCCUGCCCGCCGAGUUACUCGCCGAGUCAACGUAGCCGUUACUCCCAACCGAAUCUGCCCACCCUUCUGAUAUCCCACGAGAAGAGGUCAGGGGAUCGUCGCAUCAGGAUGUCUCAGCCCACGUUGAACUCGAGCUUCAGCGGCAUCAACUUUGCCGGGAUGAACCGUAGCUCGAGACUUUCGUACCCGAGCCUGAGACCAGCUUCCGGGGACAACAGCAUUAACGAGGAAGAGAGAUUGUCGGCGAGAAGCGUGCAAGGGGUUCUCGGGAGUUCGAGGGGAAGUUGGACGGAUCAAGGAGCCGCGAGACUGUCCCAAUCGGACGUGAUGCGGCUCGUUCUGCGCCAGGACGCGAAACGGGACGCUCGCCUCUCCCAAUCGACUCUGGUCAUCGGCGAUUAUCAUCCCGGUCGCGGCCAACAGAGAUUAUCCCAACCCUGUCUGAGCACGGGCAAGGAUCUCAAUUUGCCAACGAUGGUUUUCCACUCCCCGUCCCCGCCGUCCGUCAAGCACAAAAGAUUCUCGCCAGCGGUGCACGCCAGCCAGAGGGAACGGCUCUCCCAAUUGGACAUCGGCGCCAAGUAUAGAAAUUUCAAAGAGUCGGCCGCGACGAAAUUCAAUAGGGACAGAUUUUCGAUACCCGAGCUCGAGACGCAAAAUGAUCUCAAGUUGUUGAUAGCCGGGACACCGAAGCAGAGGUUCAGUUUGGACAGCCAAUUGACAGGGCGUAAUCAGGACGUAACUCGGUCGAGAUUGUUGCCGAUCGCCAGUUCGCCCAUCAACGAACACCAGCAAAUUAAGAUCGAGGAGCAAACAGGAGGUAAAGUUAAAAGCCCCACCAGAGAAGGCCUUGGACGCGUGCUCGUCGCGAGUACCACUCCGAUAUUACCGCCGAGCGAGAGGGAAUUGUUAUCGACCGAGUUGAGUAAAAUAACGACCGUCGACUCGACGACGCAGAAGGAUCAAACGACGCUUAGAGGGAGCAAACUUCACAGAUCGGUCUCGCCUAUCCCCACCAGGGAGAGAAUGUCGGUGCCUGAAAUAAGAAAUUCGAGUCUACGCCGAUUGCUCGACCCGCCGAUGAGGCAAAGGCACAGUAUCACGGGCAAUUUAAGACAGAGUAUAAUCCUUCCCAUCAAGCCUCUCGAUUUUGGAAGGAAAUCGCCCAAGCAUUUGUUCGAGGAAGCAUUGGAAAGAUUUGGAAGAAAGGAUGAGAAAGAAGAGAAUCGAAAGAACGAAAUUUCGAAUUCGGAAACCCUUGUCGACAUCGUCGACGAACCUAAACACAUUCAAAAGCAUUACUCGUAUACGUACGAAAGUAGUGGCGACGACGGUUGCUCGAUAUUUGGAAAGAUAAGCAUGUCCGCGAUACCGAAGAAGAAAUAUUUGGAAAGUAAUUUCGACGAAAAUGAACAGGUGAUCACGACGGUGAUCGAGACGGACGUGCCAAUGAUAAUGGCCAAUCCGAAGUAUGUAAAAAAAUCAUCUUAUUCGAGCGAAACCCCAAAAUGGAUUAGAAAAUAUUUGGAAAGCGAAAGUCCGAAAGGAGGAAGAAAGAUGCAGGCAAGCAACAAGGAGAAAACCAACAGAAGGAACAGCAGGAGGAAAAGCUCUUUGGAAUCGAUGGAAAGCGAGAAAAUUACGGACAAAGUUCGCUCGAAAUCGGUGAGCAGCGGUGAGAGGAGCCCGAUGCUGAGAAACACCGGUAUACAAUCCGAGUUGAAAAAUAUGAAGAACACGUACGUGAGAAUUGUUCCUUCUAACAAAACUCGAGAAAACAGAUAUGAAGUAAAGAUAGAGAAUAAUUGGAUCGAUGGAAAUAUUCACGGACUAUAUGGUGAUGAAUGUGAGGAUACGGAUUCCGAUGAUUCCACGUCCAUUUAAAUUAAAACUAACGAUACUAAUGCGUAAUAGAAAUACGAAACAAAGAAAUUUUGUCCGAUUAACUUAUAACGAUAUUUGUAAAUUGGUGAGAGAUUAAAGAAAAAAAUUCAUAUUGUGUACUUAAAGCAUAAAAUGCUACGAAUUUUAUGAAAAUUGAUAUUUUCUAGUUACCAGUCAAGGAUAUGUAUUAGAUAACAAUUUGAUUAGCCUAAACAUCUUGGAAACGAAAUAAGGUAAACUGAUAUGUCCGAUCCAAAUUUUAUUUUCUCAUAUUAUCAUAUUUGUAAUGAUCUUUAGAUCUCGAUGUAUUAUUUCCAUUCAAACGAGAAAUUUUAUUUUUAUUAAAAUAAAAUUAAAACAACUUGUAAAUAUUUGAAUUAAUUCUGUUGAAUACUUAUUGCGAUAUAUAGUUAAGAAAUUUUUAGUAAAAUUCAGGACAUGGUUUGAUAUUUUAUUGUCACUAUUAUUCGUAUUUAAAAUAUAAAAUUUUUUAAUGCUUGCUGUGAAUGAAAGAAAAUGUAUCAGAGAAAAUAUAGUCUAACUAGUUAUUAUCACAUCAAAUACAUAAACUGUACGAAAUGUUCAUUUUCUUAUCAACAUACUAUCGACAUUCCUACAGUUUUAUAAUAUAAGUAUCGAGAAAUUUAUAUUUUUUUUCUAUGCUAGUCAUCAAUGAGAUUCGCGUGAAUUUCAUCUCAAAUUCCUAUUACAUUUAUAUAUAUAACGAAAUAUUUGCCUCAUAAAAAUAUUCCAAAAAAUUUGUAUUUCGCUUGAACAUUACAUAAUUAUAUUGAUAUGUAUUACAAUGUUAUGAUAUUAUAACAGCAUAACGCAAUUGAUGUAACGUUAUAAUAUCUUAAACUCGGUAUGAAUGUAAUAUUACGGUCAUGAAUGUGAAACUUAUCGUGAAAGUUAUCGUAAUCGUAAAAUUGUUAGUCCUUUAUAUGUCAUUUAAUAUAUGAUUAAAGAUGUUAUACCAAAGAUAUAA
Messenger RNA from Apis mellifera (honey bee), 6072 nucleotides. RefSeq lists its product as uncharacterized. Gene Ontology annotation, biological process: cGMP biosynthetic process; intracellular signal transduction; receptor guanylyl cyclase signaling pathway. Gene Ontology annotation, molecular function: guanylate cyclase activity; peptide receptor activity. Lineage: Eukaryota; Metazoa; Arthropoda; Insecta; Hymenoptera; Apidae. The record is from RefSeq and is a predicted model, not a curated record. Bases 1134 to 5084 code for a protein of 1316 amino acids. The transcript is spliced from 17 exons.